Molecule: messenger RNA, 1603 nt
Organism: Blepharisma stoltei
Lineage: Eukaryota; Ciliophora; Heterotrichea; Heterotrichida; Blepharismidae
Source: the annotation of a GenBank genome assembly
AUGAGUGAAGAAAAUGAAAGCGCCUCACUCCCUGUGAGCAAAAAAUUUACUUCACUUAAAAAGGAGCUUAUUUUUUUAAAAAUUUAUAUAUAAAUUUUAUGAAGUAAAAAUUAAUUUAAUUACAAAUUUUAUGUAUUAAAAAUGCAAGCUGUUUAAAAUUCAAAAGAAUUAGCUAGAUUCCAAUGGUUUUGUUCGCUCACAGAGGGUGAGUCAGUAGAAUCCAGACCUCCAGAGCAGCUAUGGAAGAUUAAUAAUAAAAGGGCUCAAAAAAACGGCAAUCAUAAAGGAGUCUAUUGGGUAAAGAAAAGGCAAGCUGAUGAAGAUGGCAAAAUCAGAGGCGAAAAAUGGUUUCAUAGUUCUAAAUAUGAAGGAGAGUGGAAUAAUAACGCUAAAGAAGGGUAUGGAAUCAUGUAUUAUUCAAAUGGAGAUAAAUAUGAAGGCAGCUGAAAAGCUAAUCAAAGAAAUGGAAACGGGACGUUGUGGAAACUGAUUUCAAAAAAAGGGGAUAAGUAUAAAAGAAUUUAUACAGGCGAGUGAAAUGAUGACAGAAUGUCAGGCCAAGGGAGCUAUUUUUAUGAUAAUGAAGAUAGAUAUGAUGGAUUUUGACUGAAUGGCAAAAAGCAUGGACAAGGAAGAAUGAUCUAUGCCAAUGGAGAUAUCUAUGAAGGGCAAUGGGUUGAUGAUUUGAAAGAUGGGUAUGGGAUUUUUACCAAGGCAAAUGGAGACUCGUAUGAAGGCUAUUGGAUGAAAGAUAUGAAGCAUGGGCAAGGAAGUUUUUAUUUUGGAAGCACAAGUAAAAUUUAUGUUGGGGAGUGGGUAGAGGAUAUCCCAAAAUGGUGCAUGCUUUUUAUCGAAACCAUUUGGCAUAGCUGUAUUUAGAAUGCCCUGGGCUAGCAAAUUUCGCUGCAACUCUGGAGUUGAUCCGGCUCCAUAAAUUGCCAAACUAGCUCCACGAGUUGACAAGUGAGCAUAUGUCUGCCGUUUGCCAACUCGAGUUGGUUUUGCAAAUUAUUGAGCUGGGCUAACUCAGCGAAAGUUGCUAACUUAGUGCGAAAUAAUUGCCGUCCUGGCUAUAGUGUAGCAAUUGCUCAAGAAAUUAUUAGAAAUUUGUUUUAUCUUACGACAUUUCCUUUGAAAUUUGACCUUUUCUUGAUAUAGGGGUUUCCCCUAGAUAGCCCUUGCAGAGCUGUGGAUUCUGUCCGGAAUCUUUGGUUGGUGGAGCCAACUCACUACUUGGUCGGAACAACUCACUUGUUGGUUCCAUCAACCAAAGGAGUCCAGAUAGAAUCCACAGCCCUGUAAGGGCUAUCUAGGGGAAAACCCCUAUAUGCAAUCACAUUAUAAAAACAUUCAACCAAAUUCCCCUAGCAAAUUUCAUAUUAACAAAAAAUUCGGAUCAAAUGAUAUGCAGCCUCCAAAAUGUGGGGUAUUCACAGAGGUUGAAGACGAUGACGUCGUAAAGCAGUGCAGACCUAAGUAUUUUACAGAUCCAAAUACAGCUCCUCCACUGCCUGAGUUAAAAUUGGAGGACCCUCAUGGAGUCCUUAGAGAAACAUUAGAAGAAGUAAGAAAGCUUGAGGAUAAACUGCUAGAGCAAGAAUAA